AUGCGCCAACAGGUGAGGCCGUACGAGGAAGGUGGAAUGGAUCUACAGGAUUCUACCGGACUUUUCACGUCAUUCAGGAUUAAUCAGGUUACAGUUGCUUUAGGCAUUCCCUUGUCGGAUGGUGCGUGCUCAAGACAUAAAGGUUCACAUUUGAAGGACACUGUUAAGCAUACGUUCUUUGACUGGCCCAGUGGAUAUCUUUUCCCGGGACAGGCUACAGCAGAUACAAUCAAAUCUUGGUCACGUUUACUCACGGAAUACAAUCUUUCUACGGCAUGGUAG
Molecule: messenger RNA, 282 nt
Organism: Cinara cedri
Lineage: Eukaryota; Metazoa; Arthropoda; Insecta; Hemiptera; Aphididae
Source: the annotation of a GenBank genome assembly